Molecule: messenger RNA, 1884 nt
Organism: Canariomyces notabilis
Lineage: Eukaryota; Fungi; Ascomycota; Sordariomycetes; Sordariales; Chaetomiaceae
Exons: 4
Coding region: 126-1751 (541 amino acids)
Biological process (GO): positive regulation of transcription by RNA polymerase II
Cellular component (GO): nucleus
Molecular function (GO): DNA-binding transcription factor activity, RNA polymerase II-specific; zinc ion binding; transcription cis-regulatory region binding
Source: RefSeq, a predicted model, not a curated record
UGCAGUACCACCACAAUCACCAGACAAUCUCAGUUUCCACUUGCUCCCGGACCUGGGCCCGAUAUUCGUACCACACACGGUACGUUAGUACUUUAGCCUUCAUAUGCGCGGCCUCGUCCCGCGAUAUGCUGUCGAACAGGCCAAACUCUGCCGAGCCCGCCAAGGCCGACCAACCAAGCUCCCGUGCGCGAGCUGUUGACACUGCAGGACAAAAGGACCCGACGCGGCGCCACUGCUGGGAGUGUCUUCGACGCUGUCUUGUCUGUGACUCGACCAAGCCUGCUUGCAAGAGGUGCACUGCCGCAGGGGCCGUCUGCCCCGGCUACGGCAAUGUUAAGCCGACCAGGUUGAGGUGGUUGGCGCCCGGGAGGGUCACGUCUCGUCCCAACAAACUUUGGGCAAGGGCCAAACCUCCAUCUGACGAGAAGAGGCAAGCCGAAAAUGGGACGCCACUGCCCCAAAGCAGCGCUCUGCCCCCAAGCAUACCCGAAACCACGGGCCUGCCCAUUCCACUAUGGGAAUUGAGCCUGAGCAUCGACGCCCAUGCCUUGGCCCAGGCUGCUGAUUACUUCAACUCUCGCAUCUACCCGGACCUUGUUCCAAUGCUGGAGAUGGGGAACAACCCUGGCGUCUACCAGAUUUCCCCAUCUCUUGUUCGAGCAGGUGCCUCGUACCCGGAAUAUCUACAGCUUGGUAUGAUCUGUAUGGCGCUCAAUCACCGAAUGAACCAGAUGGGGAGUCACGUACAGCGGAAUCAGGGGGCGCUAGCUGAGAGGUUUUAUCAAUUCCGUGGCAACGCCCUCCGUUCCCUCAGAGUGCAUCUGUACUCUACACGCCAUUGCACCAGCGAUUUCGCGAUUGCCGGCAUCAUCACUCUUUUACUCAUCGAUUUACAAUAUGGCGCCUCCCUCGGCUGGCGGGCACACCUAGAGGGCGCGACCAGACUAAUACAGCUUCGCGGCGGGUUUUCCACGGUAGCCGGAAUUGAAAGCCUUGAUCCCUACCUCCUGUGCCUCAGCUUUGUGGGCGUCAUUGGAAACACGACAUGUCCCGUCUCGGACCUCACCAUGACCGACGCCCAUCUCGAGGCACUGGACAUCAUGCAGCACAGAUACGGUGCGGCCAUUUUCUGCUUUCACGCAUGUCCACCACCGCUAUUCGCCGAAAUCACUCGAAUCAACCACCUCCGGAACCAACUGGGCAACAACGGGCCCACCGCACCCGACUUGAUUGCGAGCUUCGCACACGAGGCGUGCGAGAUCCUGAGCCGCAUCCACAAGUACUCAGCAGCCCACUGGGCAGCAUCCAAGCCUUCGUCCAGGGACGACUGGCGGCUCAUUGGCGAAAUCUACCAGACCGCCGUGGCGCUGUACUGCGUCUCGUCGCUGCAGAGCCUGUCCCUUUUCCCCGUGACGCAGGCAGUGCGAUCUCAGUGCGCCGCUCACGGUCAGCAGCUUCAGAUGCUUCUCAAACGGGCAGUGGCAUCUCCGAAACUAAACAGGUUCACGCUGUGGCCGCUCGUGGUGCUCGGCGUCGAAGCCGCGCAUGAUGGCGGGGCGGCAGCGCGGGAGUUUGUUGCAGACCGACUGCCGGCGCUUGCGCGCGAUAUUGGCACGUCGGCGCCCCUGACGGCGAAGAAGGUGCUGCGGACUUUUUGGAGUUCGGGGGAGACGAGAUGGGACGCGUGUUUUGAUAGACCGUAUGCGUUCCUGACGCAGAUUGCGGUGGAUACAAGCCGGCUUUGUCAGUAAGGGAUACUAGUCACUAGGAGGUAUGGCUAGAAAUCUAGAUAGUAGAUCAACACGGGCAUCCGAGAGACGCUGUAUGCAUGUAGGUAGGUAGUAUAGACAGGGGUCUGCGGCCAAAACAGUCCAACAAAUACUG